AUGGAGACGUCUAAACAAAACCUCUCUGAAUUAGACACAAAAGUCUCUAAUCUUUCCAAGACCACUCACAGCUUUAUGCAAGAGACUAGAUCUUCAAUUCAAAACUUGGAAAUACAAGUGGGUCAUUUGAGCAGCAGGAUACCUGAGAGACCUCCUAACACUCUCCCAAGUAACACAAAGGUCAAUCCAAGGGAAGAGUGCAAAGCCCUCAACAUGGGCAAGGAGGCUAUUCCUAAGGAGAAGGAUGUUGCUCAGGAUUUGAAGGAGAAAAAGGCUCAAGAGGAGACUGGCAGUACACUUGUACACGCCCGAGUAAUGAUGAAGGAGCCUGAAGUACAACACCUUCAGAACGUGCAAGAGGAGGCCAAGGAUGAGCAACUUUCUCAAUUCUUGGCAGUCUUCAAGAAGUUACAAAUCAUUCUUUUUGCUGAGGUGUUGGAGAAGAAGCCUCCUUGUAUGGCCUGUCUGAAAAGCAUAUUUUCAGAGAAAAAGGCCCUGAGGGGAGAUAAAACUAUAGUGCUGACCAAGGAGUGCAGUGCACUUGUACAAAAGAAGCUACCUCAGAAAUUGUCAGAUCUCAGAAGCUUCCUGAUUCCCUGCACUAUAGGGACCAUCACAUUUGAGAAGGCACUAUGCGACCUUGGAUCAAAUAUAAAUCUGAUGCCUCUCUCUGUGAUGAAAAAGUUAGGGAUUCAAAAGGUGCAUCCCACAAAGAUCUCACUGGAGAUGGCAACUAAGUCCCUGAAGUGGGCAUAUAGAGUGGGGGAGAAUGUCCUUGUAAAGGUUGAAGACCUUUACCUCCUUGUGGAUUUCGUGGUAUUUGAUACUAGGGAGGAAAAGGAUGAUUCCAUCAUCAUAGGAACACCAUUCCUAGCUACUGGGAGAGCCUUGAUUGAAGUAGAGAGAGGAGAGCUAGUCUUGAGAAUGCAUGAGGAUCACUUGCUGUUCAAAAUUCUUAAGCUUCAACCUCUCUCAGAUAGAGGUGGUACUAGCAUGCAGAGCUCAGUGCUCAAGCUUUCUCAUUCAGUGGAAAGCUAUACAGAGCCCUUGCACAUCGAACCUAAGUUUGGUGUUGGGCAUUCACCACCCACCAUUGAAGGAUGA
This is a messenger RNA of Arachis duranensis, 1104 nucleotides long. RefSeq lists its product as uncharacterized. Bases 1 to 1104 code for a protein of 367 amino acids. The record is from RefSeq and is a predicted model, not a curated record. NCBI's taxonomy places the organism in Eukaryota, Viridiplantae, Streptophyta, Magnoliopsida, Fabales, Fabaceae. The transcript has a single exon.